Trichoderma atroviride IMI 206040 is the source of this 1205-nucleotide messenger RNA. Lineage: Eukaryota; Fungi; Ascomycota; Sordariomycetes; Hypocreales; Hypocreaceae. The record is from RefSeq and is a predicted model, not a curated record.
CUUUUUCAAGCUUCAAACGACCUUCGUCAGCAAAAUAACGCAGCCCCUGAGGCACCAAGUCCGCUCCCUCUCUCCCUGAACAUGAAGUGAGAAAUGAAAGAUAAAAAGGCAACGAUGCUGUGUCUAUCUUACGUUGAGACACAAAAACUUUUUCGUUUUUCAAGCAGUAAUGGGUAAUUGGAAAACAGAAAAAGAACAAAAAAGGAAGACGUCUUUGAAGGAAAAGAAGAACAACUCUCAAUCAAGGGGACACGCAGCAAAAAAGCCAAAUCCACCAGACUGGUCGAGUCUUAGUUUAUGGUACACGAGUAACUCUGUUACCCAAAUUAUAAAGAGCCUACCCUCCUUUUCUCUUCCAAAGAGCGCCAGCAAGCACAAAAGCUCUAAUGUUUCCUUCGCUAAAACUGUCGCACAACGUAGCAAGACCCAAAAAGAAAAACUCCGCAUCUCAUGGCGUCUACUCCGUAUAUAUCGUGAUGUAGAGAGCAGAACAAUAUUGGAAAAAGAGAGAGAAAAAGAGCACUAGGUCCUCGGGGAGACAUCGGAUCCUGACUGAACAAUGCUUCCGCAUCAAGGUGUCGUCGAGCUGCUCCCGGGGUCUUGUUCAUUGCCAACGUAUACACACACACCAAACCUGCCACUGGGUAUCAAUCCACCGACACACAUAUAGACUGUAGAAGAAAACCGGUGUUUUCCAAAUAGCUGCCAAGAAGCGCAUUCUGUCGGGAGCGAGUACACUAUCCGGGUUCUCUUUUGCAAAACAGAGCUUUUUUCCAACUUGUCCAAUAUCGAUAAAAGAAAUGCCAAAGAUAAAAACACCAAAUCGAUGAAAUCAUAAGAGUUUCAAACAGAAGACGCCACCAUGCCGCAUGAUGAUUAAGGACGUGAAGAAAAUCUGGCGUAAUGCGUGCUACAGCAUUAUUGCUUUUGAUGCCGUAGGCAAGAAACAUGUCUAAGAAUGUCAAUCAUGCAUUACCACACUUCAAGCUGGGUUGGCCUUGACACGCUUUGCCAUCCGAGGAGUCUGAGGCUUAACCCUGUUCUGUAUGCCGUUGACUUGGCCAGCGCCUGGCGCGACGGAAUCAUCCUCAACUUUGACAGUAGACGGACGCCGACGCUUGUUAGAGGCCGGUGACGUGUUUGCACUUGGUCCGCUCGAACUCGUUCCCUGUUGGCUUGGCUGGAGCUGCAUGCCAGGAGCUUGG